CUUUCUUCACGGCACUAUAUAGCUGUCGCUGACCUCCUGGCUUCUCCCCAUUCCUCGUCCAACCGCUUUGGUCUAGUUCGUCUAUCGGCUAGCGAAAACCAAAGAGUUCAUCAGAAGAACACAAAGGAUUUCUAAGAGGAUCGUGUCGAUGACGUCGUGCGCCGAUUUCGAUGCGCUCCGGGCGUCGGCAGCGGACGUGCAGAUCGUCACGUCGGACGGACAGAGCAUCGCGGCUCAUUCCUGCGUUCUUGCCUCGGCGUCGCCGGUGCUGGAGCGCAUGAUCGACAGGGCGCGGCGCGGGUGGGGCGCCGAUUGCACAGUCCGCGUCCUCGGCGUCUCCUUCGACGCCGUCCGCGCCUUCCUCCACUUCCUCUACUCCGCCAAGGUAGCGCCGGAGGAGGAGGAGCUGGUGGGCGCGCACGGGACGCAGCUGCUGGCGCUGGCGCACGCGUACCGGGUAGGGUGGCUGAAGCUGGCGGCCGAGGCCGCGGUGUCGGCGCGGCUCACGCCAGAGCGCGCCGUCGACAUGCUUAAGCUCGCCAGGCUCUGCGACGCGCGGCGGCUGUACCUGCGCUGCGCGCGGCUCGCCGCCAAGGACUUCUCCGCCGUCGAACGGUCCGACGGAUGGCGCUUCGCUCGCCGCCACGACGCCGCGCUCCAGCUCGAGCUCCUCCGGCUCCUCGAGGACGCCGACCAGCGCAAGGAGCGCUGGGCGCGCGAGAGGGCCGCGCUGGAGGCGUGCCGGCAGCUCGGCGAGGCCAUGGCCUCCCUCGAGCACAUCUUCCCGGGCGACGGCGCCGUCUGCGCGGACGCGCCGUGCGCGAAGGCAGGGUGUACGUGCCGGGGCCUGCAGCUGCUGAUGCGGCACUUCGCGGCGUGCGCGAAAAAGGCCGCGCCGGGCGGGUGCGCGCGGUGCAAGCGCAUGCUGCAGCUCUUCCGCCUACACGCCUCCGUCUGCCACCGGCCGGACCAGGCCUGCCGUGUGCCGCUCUGCAGCCAUUUCAAGGCCAAGGCGCAGACGGAGAAAGCGGACAAGACAUGGCGGCUUCUGGUGAAGAAGGUGACGAGAGCGAAGGUGAUGUCCUCCUUGGCGGAGAGGAAGGUGGUGCCGGAGGUUGUGGCUGAGUCAUGGGCGAGGUACAACGGCAGAGUGGCCAAGUUGAGAUGAGAAGAUAAUCAAGCAUGCCCGUUCCCAACUUAGUAUACUGCAUAGUCUUGUAGGUCUAAAUUUAGCAAAGUAGUGAAUCAAGCUGUAUUAUAUAGUCAGGCUAGAGGUAUGCCCGGAUGAUGUUUAUACUGGAUUUUUCGAUAAUUCUCUACAGUACAUGGGUGCUGCAAACAAAGCUAGAUUAACAACAUCGUGUUAUAUUA
Messenger RNA from Hordeum vulgare subsp. vulgare (domesticated barley), 1371 nucleotides. Its product is annotated as BTB/POZ and TAZ domain-containing protein 2-like. The transcript has 3 exons. Bases 149 to 1168 code for a protein of 339 amino acids. Gene Ontology annotation, cellular component: nucleus. The record is from RefSeq and is a predicted model, not a curated record. Lineage: Eukaryota; Viridiplantae; Streptophyta; Magnoliopsida; Poales; Poaceae. Gene Ontology annotation, molecular function: protein binding.